AACUCCAGCAAGCGGGUCCCAGCCCUCCCCAGUGCAUCCCCAGAGCCAGUCAGAGCCAGAGGCCGUCGCGCACUCCAGGGAGGCCCCGGGGCGGGGACCCGUGGCGCCUCGCCAUCUCCAACGCCAACCCCACGAGGGAGGGGCUGCGGGACCUACCCGAACUGCCACAGAUCACGCACAAAGCGUCACCCGGAGCAGCCCAUCAGUCCCUUGAGGCCUCAGUGGCGGACGACAUGGACGCCGUGCUCCUGGAGCAUUUUCCCGGGGCCCUGGACACCUUCCCGUCCUCUUACUUCGAUGAGGAAGAUUUCUUCACCGAUCAGUCCUCUCGGGACCCACUGGAGGACGGCGACGAGCUGCUGGGGGAUGAGCAGGCGGAGGUAGAGUUCCUCAGUCACCAGCUGCACGAAUACUGCUACCGCGACGGGGCGUGCCUGCUGCUGCAACCUGCGCCCUCGGCGGCCCCGCACGCGCUCGCCCCGCCGCCUUUGGGGGACCCUGGCGAGCCCGAGGACAGCGGCAGCUAUUGCUGCGAUGCAGGGGCGCCUCUUGGUGCCUUCCCCUACUCGCCCGGCUCACCGCCCUCCUGUCUCGCCUACCCUUGCACCGCGGUACUGUCCCCCGGUACGCGGCUCCGUGGUUUGAACGGAGCAGCGGCAGCGGCGGCGGCGGCCGCAAGGCGGCGGCGACGCGUGCGCUCCGAGGCAGAGCUGCAGCAGCUGCGACAAGCGGCCAACGUGCGAGAGCGGCGCCGCAUGCAGUCUAUCAACGACGCCUUCGAGGGGCUGCGUUCGCACAUCCCCACGCUGCCCUACGAAAAGCGCCUCUCCAAGGUAGACACGCUGCGCUUAGCCAUAGGCUACAUUAACUUCCUCAGCGAGCUGGUGCAAGCCGACUUGCCACUGCGCGGGAGUGGCACAGGUGGUUGCGGGGGCCCAGGUGGCAGCCGGCACCUCGGAGGGGACAGCCCAGGUAACCAGGCCCAGAAGGUCAUCAUCUGCCAUCGAGGCACCCGUUCGCCCUCCCCCAGCGACCCGGACUACGGUCUCCCUCCUCUUGCAGGGCACUCCCUUUCCUGGGCUGAUGAAAAACAGCUCAAAGAACAAAAUAUUAUUCGUACAGCUAAAGUGUGGACCCCAGAGGACCCCAGAAAACUCAACAGUAAAUCUUUUGACAACAUAGAGAACGAACCACCUUUUGAGUUUGUGUCCUGAGAAAGCUCUCACAGGCCGGCUGUGUCUUUGUGCAUAUUGUACGUGUAAAUACCUAUAAUGUAAAUGUAAUUUAAAGACCACAUUUUUCUAAUGGCAAUCAACUGUUUGUUAUUUAUCUAUUUAUUAUGCUGUUGAGUUAAUGGAAAUAGAUUGUCUUUUUAAAAAUAUAUAAUUUAUAUAAUUUAACGUGAUAUUCUAUAAUAUGAUUUCCCCAGAACCUUUGGCAGAACUCUGAACUGGAAGAUCUCUGUCGUGCUUAUUUAAUGUCGGAAUUGGUUUACUUCUGAGUGUUGCUAAUAAAUGCUAUUCACACGGGU
Messenger RNA from Rattus norvegicus (Norway rat), 1531 nucleotides. RefSeq names its product pancreas associated transcription factor 1a (gene Ptf1a). The transcript has 2 exons. Lineage: Eukaryota; Metazoa; Chordata; Mammalia; Rodentia; Muridae. The record is from RefSeq and is marked provisional. Gene Ontology annotation, biological process: cerebellum development; regulation of neural retina development; retina layer formation. Bases 234 to 1214 code for a protein of 326 amino acids. Gene Ontology annotation, cellular component: nucleus; cytoplasm; transcription regulator complex. Gene Ontology annotation, molecular function: chromatin binding; RNA polymerase II transcription regulatory region sequence-specific DNA binding; DNA binding.